AUGCCACCAACUAAACGAAAAAAUAAAAAUAAUAAUAACAAACCUUCAAAUAAUGGAUCUCUUACUUCUAACAAUGAGAUUACUAAUUUAAAAAAUUGGUUGGAAUAUCUUAGAGCUGAAAACGAAAGGCUUCAGCAGUCUCAGCAACCUAACUUCAUACAAAGCUUUAAUAAUAUUCAUUAUUCUGAAAAUGACGACGGCCCAUUACCACUACAAAAAAAGCAAAAAAUCUAUAAAAAAGGAUAUGAAAGGGUUAUUGAUUCUAGUGAUUCGGAUCCAGCUAAGAAUAGUGAUUGUAGCGAUUUUGAAAAUGAUUAUAAUAAGCAAUUACCAGAACAAAAAAAGCAAAAAAGCUAUAAAAAAAAAAUUGAAAGAUCGUUGAUUCCACUCACCAAAAAAUUACCAAUUACCAACAUAGCUCCUGAAAAUAUAACUCCUGAAAAUAUAACUCCUGAAAAUGUAACUCCUGAAACUUCUAACAACAUAAUGGAUAAUCAGCAAAAAGAGACCUCAAAGAAUAGACGUAGUGAUUCACCAAAAGAAACUCAAAAUUGGCAACCCUCUGCUCGACGAGAAUUAUAUUCAUAUUUUUUACCCAGAAAAGCCAGAAAUGUAUGGAAAAUAGCCCAACAAACUCAUCAACUUUUUAACACUCGAGGUUAUUUAUAUCUUUAUGCUAUUCAACAAAUUACCCCUUUAUCUUAA
Molecule: messenger RNA, 705 nt
Organism: Racocetra fulgida
Lineage: Eukaryota; Fungi; Glomeromycota; Glomeromycetes; Diversisporales; Gigasporaceae
Source: the annotation of a GenBank genome assembly